GUGCCCUGACAUUCUCUUUUUGUUGUUGCUGUCUGUUUCUCUCUGUCUAUGGGGAUUUCUUUUUUUUUUUUGCAGUUUGGUCUUCUAUUCUGUUGCCGUCAUCGGAAUCCUGAUGCUUCCAGUAUUUGCCAGGACUACGUACGUCUCUGAGAACGCUCUGAUGCCAGCAACGGCGGAUCCUCGGUUCAGUGAAGUGGAUGCCAGUUAUGCUCUCAAGGUGGCAGAUAGGCUUCAACAGUUGGUCGACUCCUCCAGUAACAAGCACAAGACGCUGGAGGACUGGCUGCUCGGUCGCUUGUCACACCUUGGGGUGGACACAUACGUCCACCCUUUUCCACCACCGGAAAUGCAGUUGGGAUCCCGGUUUGGGUGGGCUUCUCAUCGGCAAGGCAGGCAGUCUGAAAGUGCAGCAGGCAGUGCUGACAACAAGACUGGCGGUUGGGAUCCCGGUUUGGGUGCGUCGUCAUGCGAAGUCCGUGGGGUCGCAUCGUUGGAAUCGUGUUCUGCUGCUGGGCUUGACGGAAACACGCCUGGCAUGGCAGCCGGUAUCCCAAUGAAAAAAAGGCCUGGUGGAGUGAAUGUUGUUGGGAUCGUGAGGGCUCCUCAGGGAGAGGGGAACGAGGCAAUGGUUCUUGUGACACCAUUUAAUGUCAGUGAAGAAGGGCUGAAUGAAGCAGACGCACUGGGCUUAGGAGUGGGUCUGGCCCUCCUGAAAGUCUUCAGCGAGCUCUCAUGGCUUGCCAAAGACUAUGUGUGGAUCGCUGCUGAUGCUGCCUAUGGGGUACAUUACCCUGUGAAUCAGUGGCUUAAGGAAUAUCACUCCUCUGCAGUGAAGUGUGCUAUGCAUGAUCCUCUCAAUGGCUCAUCAAUGGAUUUCAAAUGGGCGGGCGUAAUUUCUGCUGGGUUGGUGCUGGAGGUUGAACGAACGUUCAGAGGUGGAGCGCUUAAUCGAGUGAAGCUUUUGACGGAGGGCGGGAAUGGGAAAAUGCCGAAUCAAGAUCUAAUCAACACCGCUCAUUACACGUCAACCUGGCGAGAAGGUGUCCGUCUGGAAAUGGACAAACAGGAAGAAGUGGAGCGAUCAGCUGUGGCGAUGUUUAUUGGCAGCGUGCUCGAGACAGUGACCAAAACGAUCCGUUGGGCGGUUACCGGCAUCAUUGGGCACGAUGGGGGAGGAGAUGGGAAGGAACACUGGUUACAAGAAUUCUUGAAGGCGAUUCCAAGCAUCACUGCAGGGGGAUAUGUUGAAGGACUUGCGACACUGACGCAGUUCAUGCAAAACCAGGCUCUUGGGGUCCCGACUGGUGCACAUGGGGCUUUCGGGAACUAUGUAAUUGAUGCGAUGACUCUGAGGGCGAUGGCCGCAAACCCACACGCAACAGCGAAAGUUGGCCCGACUGCUGCUCGACAAAGGAGAAUUGAGCAAAUUGAGAGCGUGCGGAAGAUUGGAAGGUACAAAUUUCACGAGUCGUCGCUUACCGUCUUCUCAUUGUUUGCGUGCAGAACAUAGCACAGCUGUAGGAUAGCUGAUCCCGUU
Molecule: messenger RNA, 1537 nt
Organism: Chara braunii
Lineage: Eukaryota; Viridiplantae; Streptophyta; Charophyceae; Charales; Characeae
Source: the annotation of a GenBank genome assembly